Messenger RNA from Drosophila arizonae, 827 nucleotides. RefSeq lists its product as uncharacterized. Gene Ontology annotation, cellular component: cytoplasm. NCBI's taxonomy places the organism in Eukaryota, Metazoa, Arthropoda, Insecta, Diptera, Drosophilidae. Gene Ontology annotation, molecular function: protein binding. The record is from RefSeq and is a predicted model, not a curated record.
AGUCGUUUGCCUAGCUUCGAUACAUUUUAAUUUUUGUAAAAAUUGAUUUUCUAUUUUUUGUAUUGGCUGCAAUUGAACCUUAACUCUAAUUAAAAUAUGGUGGGCGAUGGCUUGAACAGUCCCCGACAGCAGGGCGGCAAAAAGCCGAUUUCUGCUGAGGACAAACAUCUUCCGGACAAGUACAUGAUGCGCAAUACGCGUGUCCUCAACAUGUGCAAGGCGCAGCUGAAGGAGCUGCCGGAAGAGAUCGUGCAGACGGCCUGCGAGGAGCUGGUGAACGUGGUGAACCUGGAGGACAAUCUGCUGAGCGAUGUGCCAGCCGAGCUGAAGCAAAUGAGCGAUCUGCUCACCGAUCUGGGACUGGCCAAGAAUCAGCUGUGCUACAUACCCACAUUCAUAUCGCAGUUCUCGCGCCUGCUCGCCAUAAAUCUCUCGUGCAACAUGCUGCGAGACUUGCCCAUGGAGUUCGCUGGGCUGCAGUCGCUGCGCGAGUUGAACAUUUCGCACAAUCGCCUGGAUCACUUGCCGCCCUGCAUUUACGAGCUGGACGCGCUCGAGACGCUUACCGCCAAUGACAAUCAGAUCAAGGAGUUGGACGCCUCAGAGAAUGGCCUGGGCGCUCUGCGCUAUCUCAGCUCGUUGAAUCUGAGCAACAAUGAUAUACAGAUGGUGCCGCCGGUGCUGGGCAAUCUGACCAACAUAACUGAUCUCAAGCUCUCCGGCAACCCCUUCCGCCAGCCGCGCCAUCAAAUCCUAGCUCAGGGCACCGCUGCCGUCAUGGAUUAUCUGCGUGGACGCAUUCCACUCUAGAAAUAGAAAUGUUAUUU